AAAUCAUUCGGAACAGUGUGGCAACGCCAUAAGCAAAGUUUUUAUUGUUGUCGGUGUGCGUGUAGUUGUUGUUAUACAAAGGCGCAACUUUUAAGCCAACCAAGUUAUUUAUAGCCGAGAGCAAAGAAUGCUAUAGACAGCAGAAGAAAUUGGAGUAAUUAAGCGUGAUUAGAGAGCAUGGCAACUGCAGUUAGCGAUAUUGUUUUGCUCACAGAUGUGGUGCGAGAUCAAUAUGUUCGCUAUCUGGAGCGCCAGCUGGAGGAGAAUGUUGCCAUGUGGGCGUCCACUUCCAGGAAUCAUCACAAGGCCACAGCUUGGGCAUGCAUUGCCCAUAGCUUGGAAGCUCUAGAGAUGCGGGCGAUUAAAGCCUGUCAGGCUGCACAACUAUAUCAACGUGCCAUGGUCAAGAUGAUAGCCGCCGUUAGACGUAACACACAGGAAUGCCGACUGGCUGAUGCUCUUUUCGACCACAUGCAGCGACAGCAAUUGGUCGAGGAUGCAGCAUCAAUUGACGCCGUCUCUUCCCCACAGUUUGCGGAUAAAUUCACACAAACAUCAACGGCAAAUGGGAAGCAUAGUGACAAUUAUACAAACUACACGCUGGGCCAAAAAAUCGAUUUGUUUCAGACCAGACUCGCUGAGCAUGAAUCGGAGCGCGAAACUGAAGUCCAUGUCAAGCAGCAGGCAACAACUCCCGAGUCUAGCACUGAAGAUGCAGUAGCUCAGGAGUUGGCCAAGUUAUUUGACGAUGAACCAACCGAUUUGAAUGCUUUGUUUGGCAUUGAAACCACUUCAGCCAUGGAUAUUCAUCCAGACUUUACCUGCGCAGAAGCAAAACAACUAAAGCCAAUAACAUCGCCGUCUAUAACUCAGCCGGUUCUCCACAACGAAAACAAGACAGAUCUUAGGCAUAGUCGCUGGCCCUGUGAGUUGUAUGCUCAACGACGUCGUCUUAGCGCCUGUUUGGUGCGUCUGUUGGAUGCGGAUUGGCGCUGUGAGGAUGCCCUGCGAUAUAAAUUCAAUAUGCUAUUUGGGGAGGACAGUGAUGAUGAGUUUGCAACGCACAUAUCUAGUCCAAGCAUUGAUCUAGUCGAUGAGGUGCUGCUGGCCAGCUGCAUAUUACGUAUACGACCUUGGAUUGUGCAUUAUUUGAUGCGUCCACUGCAAGAGGGUCUAAUCGCUAAUCGAUUUCUAUUCAAAAAGCUGGCUAAAAUGCUUGCCAAUAAUAUUGUCCUGGUCAAUCCAUAUGCCAGUGAACGGCAGGUAAAACAGGCCGUCGAACAAAUGUUCUGCAUUCAACCCAAAGGUAUUCAAAGCGAAAAUGAUCUCGAAUUUCUGCCAUCAGUGUUUGUUGAUAGAUUUGAUAGCUGAGUGAGGUCAUCUUAUGCCUGCAAAUCCAAUUAUUCCUAUCAUUUUAGAGAUCUUUACAAUAAAUUAGUUAACAUUACGAAAUAGUAUUGUAUCCACGAUAAGCAAUAAAGUUUUAAGUAUAAUUCCCAGUAA
Drosophila innubila is the source of this 1503-nucleotide messenger RNA. RefSeq lists its product as uncharacterized. NCBI's taxonomy places the organism in Eukaryota, Metazoa, Arthropoda, Insecta, Diptera, Drosophilidae. The record is from RefSeq and is a predicted model, not a curated record. Bases 178 to 1371 code for a protein of 397 amino acids. The transcript is spliced from 3 exons.